Molecule: messenger RNA, 8750 nt
Organism: Schistocerca gregaria
Lineage: Eukaryota; Metazoa; Arthropoda; Insecta; Orthoptera; Acrididae
Gene: mus201
Product: DNA excision repair protein ERCC-5 homolog
Exons: 12
Coding region: 286-3900 (1204 amino acids)
Biological process (GO): nucleotide-excision repair
Cellular component (GO): nucleus
Molecular function (GO): single-stranded DNA binding; DNA endonuclease activity
Source: RefSeq, a predicted model, not a curated record
UUUUCUUGCAAUCGACUGACAGUUUGUUUUGUUUGAAGAGUGCGGUUACUGCAAGAUGAUUAAUUAGGAAUGUUGAGUGUUCAGGGUAUAAAGUUAUGGAAUAAUUAGUGUACGUCACUUUAUAGCACACUGUUACGAGCUGGUAAUUGCAAAUCUGUGCUUUGUUUUACUCUUUAAAGCAGUACCUAUGUAAACAAACACUAACGCUAACAGUGUAGAAGAUCAUCAAAACAAGUUAAAUGCUCUUAUUUAUUGAAUGGGUUUACAGAUUUAAAAACAUGCACAAUGGGUGUACAUGGACUGUGGAAUCUUAUCGAACCAUCUGGGAAAAUAGUGCCUUUGGAGACACUUGAAAAUAAAGUUCUUGCUGUUGACGUCUCUAUCUGGUUGCACCAAGUUGUAAAAGGUUUCCAGGAUACAAGAGGAAAUCCCUUACCUAAUGCUCAUCUCCUGGGAUUAUUUCAUCGCAUUUGCAAACUGCUGUUUUAUAAAAUAAAGCCAGUAUUUGUCUUUGAUGGUGGUGUCCCCCACCUAAAGAAGCAGACUGUGGCUGCUCGACAGCAGAAGAAGAAUAAAGCAGAAACGGAUGCUGAGCGUCUCAGGGAGAGAAUACUUACAAAUCUAAUUAAGCAUAAGGCAGUAAACAGUGCCCUUGGCAACAGUGAUUUGACCAAUGCUGCCAGGAUACAGAAACAUAAUGAUCAAGAUGAAAUGUUCAGAUUACCUGAACUCGGUGAAAAUAAGGAGGAGGAAGAAAACAGAUCAGAAGCCGAAGAUUCUGUCACCUCUGAAGAAGAUGAAAGCCCAUCAAAACGUGUACCAAGAGAUUUGCACUCUGUUGAUGUAAAUAGUGCACAGUUCAAAGCAUUGCCUGCAGAUGUUCGACAUGAAAUUCUUACUGAUUUGAGAGAAACGAGGAAGCAGAGUUCUUGGGGUAGACUGCAUGAAAUGCCAAAGGAGUCUGGAGACUUCUCAUCAUUUCAAAUGAGUCGCUUAUUAAAGAGACGUUCUGUUCAAGUUUCCUUAGAACAGGCAGAAAAGGAAAUGGGUGGCCAUACCCUAAGUUUGCGUGAAAUGGAAGAAAUGCUUAAGGAACAGGGUGUAAACACAUCCUUAAAUGUAGGCAGUAGAAUAGCUUCUGACAAUGUGACAAGGUUUAUCUACAUUAAGGAUACUGGAAAUAAUGAAAAGCUUACAGGAGAAGGGAGUAGCAAAACUGUGCCUACAGUUGAAAGUGCAGCUGAUCAACAUUCGAAGUCCGAUGAAAGUGACAGUGACAUACGCACUGUCACAGAGAACAAUGUUGUUUAUGAAAGUAAUUGGAUAUCUGAUGAUGAGUUUGACCAUGAUGUGAGUGAUGAUGACGAAACAAUGAGGUUAGCAAAGAAUUUUAUGUUUGAAAAUAGUGGCCUGACACAAAAACAGAUAUUGAAAAUUAUUCAGGAUCAGAUACGUAAGAAAAAAGCUAAUAAAUCAUUGGAUUACACAAAUCCUCAACCAACAACAAGUAAAAGCGUACCACCAGAGGAUAAAUUAUUACAUUGUGAAGGGACUUCGGUCAACUCAAAUAAUCCUCAACCAACAACAAGUAAAAGCAUACCACCAGAGGAUAAUUUAUUACAUUGUGAAGGGCCUUCGGUAAACUCAAAUAAUUCUAAUCCAGAGGAUAAAUUAUUACAUUGUGAAGGGACUUCGGUAAACUCAAAUACUUCUAAUCCUCGUGAAGCAGAAAAUAAACUUAUAGAUUCUACGACUAUGAAAUUAUCUGAAACAAGUGAUAAGACAGUACCUGUUACAGACAUGCUGCAGUUGAAUGACAUGGACUCGUUGCUGAAAACAGAUCACGAAAAUGGAUAUGAGAAUGUUACAUGUGAAACAGAGAUAAACAGAAAUAUCAAUAAACACACUUAUAUUCAGGACACAUCUGUUGAAAAGGAAACAACAAACAGGGCUGUUUCACAGCAAAUUUGUUCAGAUGCCAGUGAAAAAUCUCCUGAAGCCGUUACCAUCAAAGAAACUAAGCUUAAUGAAGAAAGCAUCAUUGAAGUACAAUCAAGUGACAGUGAAGUAGAUUUUGUGGAAGUUAACAGCAAUGCAAAUAGUGCACAGAAUGUGAGUGACAUGAAAGCAAAGACUCUCCUUGAAGUUGUGAUUAAAAAAGAUGACUGCAACCUAGAUGAUGAUAUUUUUGCAGACAUCUUCACAAAAUCCCCGGAUGUGACAGAAGAGAAACACAAUAGUGCUCCUACUUCUAAUGUAGGUGAUGCAGGUAAUAAAAAUUUGCUGCAUGUUGAAGAUAAUGAAAACAGGAAUGAUCUCUCUUUUUCUCUUCCACAAAAAAUUGAUGCAAAGAAUGAAAAUGUAGUUGUUACUUCAAAGGAAUGUAACAUUAUUGAUGUGAAUACUGUGGACAUUAGCAGUAGUCAUAAUACUGGGCAUAUUGCAGAAGUGCCUUAUGCAGAUGAUGUGGCAGCAUCUGAGACAUUUGAACACAGCAAUGUAAAGCACAGCUUGAAAGUCACACAUGAAGAGGGCCAAGAGGAUUUCCAAGCAAUUAAAGAACUACAGACUCAAGAAAAAGUUCAGGAAGAUGCAGUGACAACUGAAAAACUGCAAACAAUGAAAAAUUUGCUGGAAGAAGAGCAGCGUGUAUUAUUCACUGAAAGGGGGCGACAAGAACGAUUAGCAUCUAGUAUAACAGAACAGAUGAAUUUGGAAGCUCAGGAACUACUACAGCUUUUUGGUAUACCAUAUGUUAUUGCACCAAUGGAAGCAGAAGCACAGUGCGCAUUUCUAGAUGCUGUUUCAUUGACAGAUGGAACAAUAACAGAUGACAGUGAUAUUUGGCUUUUUGGUGGACAGAAUGUUUACAAAAAUUUCUUCAACCAGAAAAAGCAUGUUCUGCAAUUCAAGGCAGCUGAAAUUCAACGAUAUUUCAGAUUGACACGCAGGCAGCUUAUAGUACUGGCUUUGCUGGUUGGUAGUGAUUACACUACUGGAUUAUCAGGCAUUGGCCCUGUAACGGCAUUGGAGAUAAUUUCAGCCUUUCCUUGUGGAAAUGAAGAUUCUGUAGAAGCAAUCACCAGGGGAUUGAGAAAGUUUCGUGAAUGGCUUAUCACAGGAAAAGCUGCUGGACCUGGUGGGAGAUCAGCACUCAGACAUAAGCUAAGGGACAUUAAACUAAGUGAAGGAUUCCCUAACACUGCUGUUGUAGAAGCAUAUGUCUUUCCUGAGAUUGAUCAUUCGAAAGAAACAUUUACAUGGAGCACUCCUGAUGUGUCAGCACUGCGAAAUUUUGCAAGAGAGAAGUUUGGGUGGACACAGAUGAGGACUGAUGAAAUUCUUUUACCUGUAUUGAAGAGACUCGGUGAGAGAAAUGUACAGAGGACAAUUGAAAAUUAUUUCAAAAGUAAACCAAUUUUCCGUCCUGUGGAAGGGAAACUAAGUAAAAGAGUGCAGAAAGCUGUAGAUCGUAUUGACAGAGGUGAAACUUCUUCUGAAACUGAAGAAGAGCCCAGGCCAAAGCGUAAACAGACCUCUGAAAAAUCUGCCAGAGUGAACAACAAAAAAAAGAAGUCAAUUAAAGAGGCAACUACAGUUACAGAGCAGCCAGGAAUUUCUUCUGAAGGAGCACAGGCAGUAGAUGAAAGUGUUAAAAUCAUUGCUAACCAGAAAAGUGCAUGUGUCCGUCGUGUUAGAAAGACAAAUGUUCAUCCUUAUAAGCAAUCAGGAGAGUUCAUAUUGCAGAGAGAGAAGGCAAAAAUAGAUUCCCUCAAAACAAAACUGAAGGCUAUAGAAAUAUAUCGUAUGUCAAAGAUAGAAAAUAAAAAAAAGUCAACCCGUAGUAAGCCAAAAGAACUGAAGGAGGCAAAUCUCUCGGAAAGCAGCAGUGAUGAAUAACACAUUUACAGCUAAUUGGUUUUUCUUUCAAAGAGCAAAAUUUCUACUGCAACCAGACACUACUGAAGUGUUUGGAUGUGGAUAAUAUGUUUUGAGCUCUCAGUCAUUCACUGCUAUUAUUUAACAUUUUUUAUCAUUUUAUGUAAGUAUUUAAUAAUCCUUUAAUACUGUUGUUGCAUUAUUUCACAAUGGUGAACAGAGUUGUUGGAUACUAUCCUCAUCCAUUUGUUCACCAAGAAAAACUGACCAGAAAAAUAUAUACAGUUAAUUUUUGGAUUUUAAUAUAUACAGUUAAUUUUUGGAUUUCACUGAGUUAGUCCUCAGUUCCUUGAGAUUUUCAUUUUAUCAUGAAACAUAAUUGAGAAAAGCGUGCCAGGACACCAUUCAGCAAAUCUGCUGACUGUUAAAAAUUGUGUGUGCAAACAACCAUUCAGAGCUGUCAAUCAAGUAUUUAAAAGAAAAAAAUGGGAAAAGAAGACAGCCAGCAUAAAAGGCAGCAACUGCCAGUUGAAUUUUUAUUAAAAUUUUCAGCUUGGAUUACAAAUCCUUUCUUUUCUUCUGAAAAAUAAAAAUAUCCAAUGUCUACACAGAACAAAGCAAUAAAAGUAAAAAUGGUGUUACAUGUUUUAUUUGAACUAAGUAACAUGUAAAUAAAUAAAUGUUUUAUUGUUGAUAGUGUUAUAUUUUAAAAGAAAUGUCUUUUCAUCUCAGCUACAGACUUCUCAAUAUGAUUUCAGGUAGUUAUUUGGUUCUUCUUUCUGUGAAAAGUCUCAUUCUUCUAUUUUUUGUAUUAGGUAUCCAUCUUCAUUGUUUGCUUUUCUUGAUCAUCAUAAUAUUGUUGUACUAAUUUUGAUGUUGAAUAUCAGUAUUCGCAUGCAUUUGUAUUGUCUUAUUGUACAUAUAUUUCCAAGUAUUUUGAAAAUCUAUAUUUUCUUUUGUACAUGUUGCGUAUACUUCUGUGAUAAAAAGUACAAAAUGAAUUAUGUUAAAUUUGUGUCAGAAUUUUUUUAAAAAAAUGUUGUUAGUAAACGUAUAUUCUUGUUUAUUUCUUGCCUUCCCUGCCUAAUGGAAACUGAAGGAACUGAUGGAGCCUGUCCAAGCACUUGGUAUUGUUAAAUGAAAUGGGGCAAAUAAACUGUGACAGUUAUCCAUGUCGUCAUAUGUGAUCAAAUUGAAGCUUUUUAAAGAGUAUAAUUGCUACAGAAAUUUCUGUGAUCUUCAAAACUUAUUUCAGCACGUAGAAUAAGAGUGCAGAUUGUUUGUGCCUCAUAAAAAAUAAAGUAUAUCAGAAAUUACUUGAGGAUAAAAGUGUCCAACACUACAGUCCUGACACAAAGAAACUCAAGAUAAUGUACUGUGGCUGUAGAAAGGAAACAAACCUGAAGGCAGUAUUAUGGAAAGAGCGAUGAAACAGGAGACAUGAUAUUAUGUGAAGAGAAUAUUUUUUUGUUUGUGUUCUACAGCUGUAAUAUAUUUUAGGUACCGGUAUGACAUUACAUAACACCGCAAGCCACUGUUCAACUUAAUCGUGAAUGUGUGACUGGUAUCUGUCAAAAACCAUUAUCCAGCAUCUGUUGUGAAACAUCUCUGAGAGAGGGAAAUUUCAUGUAAAACGGCUGUGUCAUCAUACACAUCAAAAAUAUAAUAUUUUCAAAUCAUGUUUAGUCAUGUAGAGGUGUAUGCACCUUACUGUAUGUAUAUUGCAAGUUUUUUUUUACUAGCUUUAUUGUAUGGGUUAAUAUUUUGUCAUCAACAGCUGAUUUCUUGGUCUUCAGUUUCUGUACAUCUUUGCCAGUCAAUCUUCUGUGACUUUUUGCAAGAACACAACAGCUGAUUUCUUGGUCUUCAGUUUCUGUACAUCUUAGCCAGUCAAUCUUCUGUGACUUUUUGCAAGAACAUGGUUCUGCAUGUUUUUUUGUACUUUAGCAACCCUCUUUUUUUGGACUUUCUUUCCAGUUUUUUUAUAUUUUUCUACCAGAGUCAUAUAAUUAUCAUUGAGUAUGUUUGCUUUUUCUCUACAAUCUGUAACCACCAAGUUGCCUAUUUUCAUUGACUUUAUCUUUGUGUGGUCCAUCUUUUUUCUGUCUUUCAGCAUCAGCUACAUUACAAGCAUUUUUUUUAUUUAUUUCUUUUAUUUAUUUAUUUAUUUAUUUUUCCCCACUGUGGUGGUGUUAGUUGCUGUUGCUUGGUUCGAAGAGAUUUCGUGAUUGAAGCUGGCUGUUGUAAACUUCAUUCUACAAUAUUUCAACUGGACACCUGCCAGUCAUCUUCAGGUGAGCCAUCGUAGACUGAUGAAGACGUUCUGCGCUCCGCCUUAUGUUGUUUGCUGAUGGUACUGCCAGGUAUGCUUCAGAGUCUCACUGACAGAAGGACCACACUUCCCGGCGGCAGUGCUCUCGCUGGUGGAACUGCAAGGAUCAGCUGUACUCGGUGUUGCCACUUGCGCCAGUUAUUGGAGUAUUUUGACGUCUUCUUGCAAAUCUGAGAGAUGAUGGGAUUCCACACAUUAUCCAGCUGGUAGCCACUGUUACGGUUCAUUAGUUUUUCCGCUAUGUGUUUCAAUGGAUUCUUUUAUAAUGGAGUCCCAAAAAGAUGUUGCUGUGGCCAAAAUUAAUGUUCUGUUGUAGUCUAUUGAAUGUCCAUUGGAGAUACAAUGUUCCGCAACUGCAGACCUGCUGGGUUGCAGAAGGUGAGUGCAGCAUUUGUGUUCUGUGCAACAUUCUUCCACUGUGUGUGUAGUUUGUCCUAUAUAGGCCAUACCACACUGGCAAGGUGUUAUGUAAAUUCCUGCCUUCUGCAAUAACAAAUUAUCUUUCACCUGAUAAUUGUUAAGGAUUCUCGCUGUUUUGAAGAAAAUAUUUCCAACGAAGGGAAGAAAAGCUAGUGACUUUGAUGGCGCUUUCUCAUUUUAAUCCACUUCCGGGUUCUCGGUUUUAGCUGAGAAUGCCCUGUUAAUUUGCGAGGUCGAGUUUCCAUUGUCUCUGAACACUGCUCUUAAAUGCGAAAGCUCUUUAGGAAUAUUACCUGCAUCCAACACUGUACGGGCCCUGUGUACAAGGGUUUGAAGCACACUCAUGAUUUGGGAUGGAUGAUAGCAACUUGAGGAGUGGGACUACAAAUCAGUGUGAUUAGGCUUAUGGUAAAUAGAAUGUCCCACAGAGCCGACACACUUCCGUCUAACCAAAACAUCCAGGAAUCCCCCAUCAGACCAUAUUAGUUUUCCUGGCUCCCAGUGAUUUAGCAAACGUCUGUAAACAUUUUCCCGGGUAUUAAAGACCCAUCCCUAUUUAAAUGCAUACACUUCUUUCCGAGGCAGUUUUCAUAGAAAUUGUGUGGGCCUAUGAAAACUGCUCUAAGAUGGACAUUGUUUUUUAAUGGCACAUUUUGUUUUAAACAUGUAUUUGUCACUUACUGACAUCCAUUUUAUUAUUCUGCAAAGUAUAAGCAGGGAUCCCGCAUGUACAUUUCUUGCCACUUAUGUAAAAUGAGGAUAUUUGUUUCAGUUUAAUACAUUAAAUGUAUUUCAUCCCUUAAGUGCAUGCAUAGGUCAACAGAUAACUUUUGUUGUUGUUAACAGUGAUCUUUGUAAUGUGUACAUAUUUUUCUACCAGUUUGUCUAAUGUAACAAUUAUUGCAAUGCACUUCAUAUACAGCUGAUUGGUGACAGUAGAAUAUUAGGUCAGAUUCAUGUCUUAUGUUGGACUGGAUAGUAUUUUCAGUAUGAAAAACGAUUUUUACUCCUGUUUUACAAAAGCUGUAGUGAACUUUAUUAGAUGUGGACCAGACUGCAUAUUUUGGUUCCUGUUUUCUCACUUCCAUUAUUAAUGCAAUUUUUUUAUACUAAUGUUAUAGUUUUUAUUUUUCUUAUCUCUAUAGAUUUCAUUUAUGAUCUUGAGAUUGUAUCCUGUUUACAUUUACAUGCCUACGUGUCUCAAUGUAUUCAGUUUUAUUUCAGUGUGUCUACUGCAUGUCACAGGACGACAUGAGGUUUCGCAGAUUAUCGCAUCAGAUGUGCUCAAUUUUCAGAAAACAUGAAUUGUUUGAGUCGUGUAUUCAUGAUGGAUGGUAACAUCUAAAAAGUUUAUACACUUUUGUUUUUCAUAUUUAAUGUUGAAUGGUAUGUUUUUGUACAGUUUUUGAGAAUUUUUGAGAAAGUGUUGAUGCCGCCUGUUUUGUUCCACUGAACAAAAUAAGCACCUGUAGCAUUGCAUUCUGUCCCCACAAACGCUAGUGUACAGUGGUAUAUAAACAUUUAAUGUAGCUAGUGUUUGUUGUUAUAAUUACUCUUUGACAUGAGUGAUAUAAACAAUUCCAUACCUCUAACAGUUAAUUGUUCAGCCUUCCACACUUGGAAGCUAUCCUGUAUAGAUAUGUUUUAUGUGGAAAUAAAUGUUCAAUUCUAGUAGAUACCACAUAUUUGGUGACUCCGACGAUAACACAACAACACGACUGCAUCGGCUUCAACGUUCUGCACCACAUCAUAACAUGAAUGUUCCUUACUUCCGUGUCAGCCACACCACUCUCGUUGUCACACAGACGCGGACAAUCUGUCAAUCACCGCAGAUACAGCUACAAGCAGCACAGUUAACAGGGUUAACUGGCAACAUAACUCGAUGUUGUGGUUAUGCGCAGCUUGAAAGCCAGUUCAUCCUUGUACAGAUAUCAUCAGACAGAAUGAAGUAUAGCUAUGUGGUUACAGCACUAACAGAAGACUUAGCUGCUGAAGUACAAGAUAUCCUCACUGCACCACUCAACGAUGGCUGGUGUGCGACAAUUAAGAAUGCGCUAGUGACGCACCUAUCACAGUCAGAAGUGAAACGACUCGAUAAGCUUUUGCAGACUGAGGAACU